AUGAACGGCCACAGCCCCCAGCCCCCUCCCGAUCAAGAAAUCGAAGAGCAAAGCCUCGUCAUCCAGAAGAUGGUCGAGAAACAGACGAACGACUACCUCAAUUAUCUCACACAAGUCAGAAACUGGGUUGUGGAAUGUCUGAAGGACGAUUCGGUACCCCCAGCCGCCUCUCUACCCGGAGCUCUAUCAAAUGGCGUCCUCCUAGCUCGACUUGGCCACUCUUUUGAGCCCGAGGUGGUCCCGCUCAAGAAUGUAUUUGAUUUGGAUGAGAAAAUCUACAACGCCCGGCUGGCCGCGACACCCGACGAUCCGGAAAGAGCGAAAAACUACAAAUACACGAAUAAUAUCAACCUGUGGAUGGCCGCGUUGCAGAAGAUAAAGUUGCCCAAGAUCUUCUACCCGGACACCGUCGACGUCUACGAGGGCCGAAACGUACAAACCAUCUACUGCAUCUACGCCAUGGCCAACCUCCUCUUCCGGAUGCGUCGCGGUCCGCCAAUCCGCGAGGUCAAACACCAAGUAUAUACAGAGGAAGAACGCGCAAAAGUCGAGGACCAAGCGAAAAAUCUGCCUGCGUUCGGCAAUGUUGGCAAUAUUAUCAGCGGAUCCAGGAAAGAAGACGCCCUCCGCAAAGCUGCAAUUGAACAAAUCGAGGCGGCGGUUCGGGAGAGGGACAAUGAAAAGCUUCUGCCAGCCCUGCAGCAUCACGACGCGCAGAUAUGGGAUGUGGAGGCCGAUCUGCUUGACGAGUACGCACAGCUAUUACAUACGCAACUAGAGACCGAUGGGUCUUUGACGGCAAAGAGCGUGCAGACGGCCGUCAGCGAGACGAACACCGAAAGCGCGUUGAAGAAGAUUGACGCACUGCUCCGGGAGACAAACGUGCCGCACCCAUUGCUGUGGGACUACUUGACGCUUUUGCAUCCGGAAACCGCGCUACGAAUGAGCGCUAUGCCCCUCUACAUUGUCCUUGUCCGCGAGAGCCUCAACGCCGGCGCCGAGCUGAAGAAGGAGGACGUGGCCCGGGUGGUGGCUGAGGCCAACGCGCUGCUUGACGUGAAAUUGGCCGCAGUACAUGACAAUCCACGGGACACGCUGGACGCUUUGCGGAACGCGGUGCUUGAUCUUGACGUAGAUGAUCAGUACGCCAAGCCGUACCACAAGAGACUUGCCGAGCAGUACCGUGACACCCCAGAAGACUUCUUCCUCCGCCGCAACGAGCUCGAGCAGAUCGUCGUCGAGUUCAAGGAGUUGUCGCCCGAACUGUGGAGCGCGAUGCAAGUCCGGUCGGCUGUAGAACGCCAAGACCGCGAGACGCUGGGGCAGCUUUUAGCCGAACUGUUCCCCGACGUCUACAUCGCUGAUCAUCUCGACUUCUACCAUGAAUCGCUGAAGGCCAGAGGAGGCAUGUUACCCCAUGGAGAGCUCAAACAACAACUCGAACACAUCAACACUGACACCUCAAAAGCCUUCGAAACGGCUGAAUUGUUGGUCGUGCUCAACGAGGCGUUGAAGACGAAUGACCGAGAGAAUGCUGGGGCAACGCUUCAGCUGCUAGCUAGAAGGAAUCCAGAUAAAUCCACCAGCUUCCGAAAAGACCUUCUCGAAUGCUACCUGGACGUCCUCUUCGAAGAAACCGUCACAAGGAGCAAACGUCGUCUGGAUAAGGCUGAACCCGAAGGAGAAUCCUGGUUCUGGCACGAGACCCCCGUUGGUACGGUGGCCGUCGAGGUCAACGAGCGAAAAUUCCACGCGGGACCCAAGGAACCGAGGAAAUCUGAUUUCAUCCAGGCUGAUGAGCUGGAGAAAACCUACUUCCAGCAGAAUUUGGCGGUGGCCGAGAAGGUGAAACGAAACACGGAAGAACGACAAAAGAACGAAGCCGCAGCCGCGAUUCAACGCCAAUACCGGAAGUGGCUCGAAGAGAAGAAUGCACUCAAUACCACCGAUUCACCCUCACUGGCCCUGUUGAGGAGAUACCUGCCGAAAAAGGAGGAGCAAGAGGCGCAGCUGGCCGAGCAGUUGGCCAUCCAACAAGAAAAAGCCGAAGUCAUCCAACUGGCCAUGUCAAAUCAACAGCUCGGCACUUUGCUUGAGGAACAAUACACCAAUAUCGGGCUCCUCAUCAAGAACAAAAUGAAUCGACAUGACAUUCUGGCGCACAAGAAAAAGGUCGACGACUCGGCCGGCUCGUUCCACGCCCGGACGUUUACGCUGAAGAGGAAGGAAAAGGAGAUGACCGACAAACUGGGGCAGCUCUUCUACCUCCUUCAAACGGAACCUAAGCAUUUGGCAAGCUUGGUUUUGGCGACAUCCCCCGAAAAGCACGACAGCCUCCUCGCCAAAGUCGUCGCCCCAAUCUACGGCCAUCUCGCUGAGAACCGGGAGCAAUUUUUGGCUGUCGGCCUUCUAACCGAGCUGCUGAAGGCCGGCCUCGAGCAGGCCAACACUGCAAAUGUCAACUCGACACCCCAGAUUCAGAUUGUCGCCUCGGCGCUGCGUUCCGGCACGUUCUCCCCAAUGGUGCCCAAGCUCAGCCAAAAGCCCGUCGUCGCCGUGCUCGACGAGUUCUUCGCCGAGCAAAAGCUCGAGGUAGAGAAUGGCGAGAAUCAGGAUGGAGGGCAAAUGAUCUUCAACCUCGACCCCGAGGACAUCUACAAGUCCAUUUAUGGCCGAGUCGCCGAAGACCCCGAAUCGGCGGCCAGCUGUGAGAAAGUGAAGGCGAUUAUGGACGGUUCAAAGGAGUUCCUCGUACUGUGGAGCGAGCGGCUGGCCGAUGCUCUUGCGGAGAAUUAUGUCCUGUCGAAAGGCUUGCGGCUUUUGGGCACAAACUUCCGCACCCUCCUGGCCACUCGAUUCCCGGGAGUAAAUCAGGAAAAUCGGGACAACAUCGUUGCCAGCCUCUUGUAUGAGGCCAUCAUCCGCCCGCAAAUCGGUCUCCUCAAUUGGCAACAACAUGCCCAACCCGGAGAGGAACUCCCAGAAGCUUGCCGCCAAAAACUCGAGUCUGUCGUCCAAUUCAUCGGGUUCGCCGUGGCGAACAAGGGCUACAAGAAAAAGUAUCUGGAUUCGCUAAACAGCCACCUCCACCUCAUCAACGUCGCCUUCAGGAAAUCCCUGAUCGGUCAGCUGGAAGACACGGGAAGCGAGCGGCUGUAUGGCAUCAACCGCUUCUCGGUGUACAACCCGGCCGAAAAGCCGUCGCUCUCCAUCCUGGCCGGCGAUCUGAAGCGCGUCAUCGACUACGUUCACAAGCAUCACAAGAAUAUGUCGAUGGAUGGCUCCGUGUCAAAACUGACAUCGGCAUGCAAAGCGCCACACGAAUCCGAUCCCGAACAGGUGAUCCUCAUCUUCCUCCACCCUGGCUCCAUCAACCCGCACAAGCAAAACGAGCCGGAUGAGUUGUUUGUUAGGACCAAGAUGCACAUCACCGAAUUGCUGCAAAGUGGGGUGGCAGCGAAUUCCGUGUCCGAGCUCGUCACCGCCAGGCCGUCAGAUGAGAAUGAGGAUCUGCAUUCGCAUCUUUACCCGGAUAGCGGCACUAUCCGUGAGGUGCAAAUGUCAACCCGAGAAAACCUUCAAAAACUUGUCGUUGAGGGACGUGUCGCGGAAAACGAUGGAUAUCAGGCCCUCCUCACUGAUAUCGCCGAUGAUAUCCGUCAAUCCCAGUCGCGGAAAGACGAUCGUUCCGAGCAGAAGCGCAGUCUCGACGAAACCCGACAAAACUUGGUCCUGCAACGCGAAGAGCUGAGGAGCCGCCAUCAACAAUACUCGGACUACCUGGAGAAUUGUCUGGACAAUUUUUCCCGCACGACAAAGAGAAUGUCGAUUAGGCCCACCUCUGGAAAAGCCGAGAAAAUUCAGAAGGCCCGUCUGUCGCACGAUACGCGCAAUAUGACCUACAAAGCCAGCGGCGAUAAGCUGCACAAGAAGGGGAUUCUCGACUCGGUUGAAGGCGUUGAGAAGUUGUCCAAGCUAACCAUCAAAAUCAACGGCUCCGAGACGGCCGGCGCCUUCGAGAUGGUCAUUUCCGACGGCAAGAAGUUCGAGAAAUCGGCCGUCGUCACGAUUCAGGAGUUGCUCACCGCGGAAGACAACCAAGAGCAAAAAUUCCGGGUGGCCGAUGCGGCCCUGUUCGCCACCGAGCCGCUGAUUCAGCUUUUCCACAAAAAGUUUUACAACAAA
Molecule: messenger RNA, 4185 nt
Organism: Mesorhabditis spiculigera
Lineage: Eukaryota; Metazoa; Nematoda; Chromadorea; Rhabditida; Rhabditidae
Source: the annotation of a GenBank genome assembly